AUGUCGACUUCUCUUCCCCCUCAGAUGAAUGCCCUCAUUGUCGAAGGCCACGGCAAGGUCGCUCUUAAGCAGACCGAGACGCCCAAGCCGGAUGACCACUCGAUCAUUGUGCGCGUGCACAACGUGGCUCUGAACCCCACGGACUGGAAGCACCUCGACUACUUUGGCAAGGUGGACACGACCCUCGGCUCUGACUUUGUCGGCACGGUUGUGACCAAGGGUGCGCAAGCCGGCACCAAUGUCCAGGUCGGUGACCGUGUCGCUGGUAUGGUGCACGGUGGCUGGGACGUCGGUGUUGGCGCCUUUGCCGACUACCUCAAGACGCACCCCGCAUCGGUGACGCCCAUUCCUGCCUCGGCCAAGGACGAGGAGGUGGCCGGUCUCGGCGUCGGUGGCUACACGGCGUACUUUGGUCUCUUCCAGCCGAAGCACCUCGGCCUGCCUGCCCCCCCGGCGGACCUCCGGGGCCUGGGUCCGAUCGACCAGAGCAAGAAGCUGCUGGUCUGGUCGGGGGCCACGUCGGUUGGUCAGUUUGUGAUCCAGUUUGCGCGCGCUGCUGGCAUCCAUGUGAUCGCCACGGCCUCGCCGAAGAACCACGCGUUCCUGAAGGAGCUCGGUGCGGCGGAGACGUACGACUACUCGGACGCUGCGACGCCGGACAGGAUUUCGGCGGCCCACCCCGACCUUACGCACGCCUUUGAUACCUUCUCUGAGAAGGGCUCGCAGGAGUCGUGUGCGCGUGCACUGUCCAAGACGCAGCCGUCGAAGCUCGUCGUGAUUCUUCCCCUGAGCAAGGAGCUCGCCUCUGUCAACGACAAGGUCAAGGGCACCUUCCUGCUGAUGUACACCGUCGGUGGCGAGGCGUUCAGCAUGUUUGGCGAGAACUUUUCGAAGGAGUACGCGCAGGAGGACCAGCAGUACAUGGUCAAGUUUACGCAGAGUGGCGUCUUUACGAACCUGCUCGCUGCUGGCCUCGUGAAGCCGAACCGCACGUCGCCCCAGACCGGCGGCCUGCAGGCGAUCCCCGCGGGCCUGGACCGCCUGCGCCAGAACAAGGUGUCGGGCGAGAAGCUGACCUAUGCGAUCCAGUAA
Malassezia japonica is the source of this 1092-nucleotide messenger RNA. RefSeq lists its product as uncharacterized. Bases 1 to 1092 code for a protein of 363 amino acids. NCBI's taxonomy places the organism in Eukaryota, Fungi, Basidiomycota, Malasseziomycetes, Malasseziales, Malasseziaceae. Gene Ontology annotation, molecular function: oxidoreductase activity, acting on NAD(P)H. The record is from RefSeq and is a predicted model, not a curated record. The transcript has a single exon.